AUGGCUCAAAUAUUCUGGCUUUCACUCUUCCUGCUUGUCUCUUGGGUCAGAGCCGAGUCCAACCGCACCGAGGUGGACCUGAUUUUCCCAAGAAAUGAUACCUUUGCGCCAAUGCCUUUGAUGCCGGUUGUAUUCGCCGUUCAAGCCCCUUCCGUCGCCCAUAAAGUUAAUACAUACAUCGAGUACGGCUAUUACCCAGUAGGCCGUCCAAAUGAAACAGUUAUUGGCCAGACCGACCAUGUGUCCGACUCAACAAACGAAACCACUUAUUUCAGUGUCUCUGGUAUCGGCAGAACGUUCAAUACCACUGGCAGCUGGGAGCUGUUUUGGAGGCUGAGAUGGACCAAUUGUUCAAUCUCAGAAGACUCGAGAUACUACAACCAAUCCUACCCCUGGAUAUCCUCCCCAUACAUCGACGGUAGCCUCAACAUCGACAAGGUCUAUGAGGGCUUUCACUACACAGCAUACAAUGUCAUUGUCGACAGGGUUACCUUCAGCACUCGCGAAGAUGCUAGCCAACCCAACCUCACGACCCUCACCAAUAGCGAGAACUGCGAUAAAGUCUCGUCUCUUGCUCUAUUGUCGAUUGUGGACUCCCUAAGGAUUCCACCCCAGUUACCCCAAGAAGAUAUUGAUACCGUGUCAAUGUGCCCACAACUCGCCGAUGCCAGGCUAAAUUCAACUUCAACUUCAAGCCCCUGCAGCGUUAGCAUUAGUCCCGAGGUUGAGUCUAAUAUCCUGGCCAAGAUCGCAGACAAUGAAUGCAAUAACGCACUUCACCCCGCUGUGAGUUGCACCACUGAAGAAACCAAGGAAGGCAGCGCGAGCAGCCAUGACCACGGCCAUGCUGUAUGGCUUGUCAUUACGCUAGCUUUUGCCUUCCUUUUCUAA
Aspergillus niger is the source of this 891-nucleotide messenger RNA. RefSeq lists its product as uncharacterized. Bases 1 to 891 code for a protein of 296 amino acids. The record is from RefSeq and is a predicted model, not a curated record. NCBI's taxonomy places the organism in Eukaryota, Fungi, Ascomycota, Eurotiomycetes, Eurotiales, Aspergillaceae. The transcript has a single exon.